AUGAAAACCUCACUAAUCUCCGUCGUCGCCCUUGUGCCUUUGGCGCUAAGCGCAACUGUCCCCAAGUUGGCCAAAGUUGACUACAAUGGCUUUAAAGGUCUUCGCAUCACGCUCCCUCAGGGCUCCGAGGAUAUCACAGAACAAAUCAACGAGCUGGCUGCAACAAUCUUGAACCCCGGCUCCAAGGAGAAGCUCGAUGUUGUCGUCUCUCCCAAGAACGUCGAUGCCAUCAGCAAGCUUGCCAAUACCACCGUUCUUGUUGAUGACAUAGGUGCCGCCUUUGCCCAGGAGGAUGUCUCCACCAUCUAUGCUGUCCCCAGUGAGACGUGGUUUACAGCCUACCACACCUAUGCCGACCACUUGACCUUUCUCAGAGACCUUCAAAGCAGCUUUCCUAGCCAGUCUGAAAUCGUCACUGCCGGCUCUUCCUUUCAAGGUCGUGCGUUGACAGGCAUUCACAUUUGGGGUAGCGGAGGCAAGGGUUCCAAGCCUGCCGUUGUUCUCCACGGCACUGUUCACGCUCGAGAGUGGAUCAGCACCAUGACCACUGAGUACGUGGCUUACCAGCUCUUGACCAAGUAUGCCACCGAUUCUGCCAUCAAAACCAUUGUAGACAAGUUUGACUUCUACAUCACCCCGGUUGUCAAUCCUGACGGCUUUAUAUACACUCAGACUACUGAUCGUCUGUGGCGCAAGAACCGUCAGACCAAUACCGGCAGCUCUUGCGUUGGCCGUGACCCUAACCGCAACUGGCCCUACAAAUGGGAGCUUACGGGAGGUGCUUCAACCAGUCCUUGCUCUGAGACCUACAAAGGCGCCGCUGCCAGUGACACCCCGGAGAUUAAGGGUCUCAAGGCCCAGGUCGACUCACUGUCCGCCAGCAAGGGCAUCAGGUUAUAUCUUGACAUUCACUCCUACGGCCAGUACAUUCUGUGGCCGUUUGGGUACGAUUGUGACUACGUCGCUCCUGAUGAUGCUGCCCUACAGUCCCUAGCUCAACGCGGUGCCACUGGUAUCCGCGGCGUUUCUGGGACCAGCUACACAAUUGGAAAUGCAUGCCGUGCCUUGUACGCCACAACUGGCGACAGCACCGACUACAUUCAUGGUGUCGCCAAAUCCAAGUACACCUACACCAUUGAGCUCAGGGAUAAAGGUACUUACGGCUUCUCUCUGCCUGCCAGCCAGAUUCAGCCCACUAUUCGUGAGACAUGGGCAGGAGUUCUUGCAAUGCUUCAAGCCGCGUGA
Molecule: messenger RNA, 1245 nt
Organism: Colletotrichum spaethianum
Lineage: Eukaryota; Fungi; Ascomycota; Sordariomycetes; Glomerellales; Glomerellaceae
Product: metallocarboxypeptidase A
Exons: 5
Coding region: 1-1245 (414 amino acids)
Biological process (GO): proteolysis
Molecular function (GO): metallocarboxypeptidase activity; zinc ion binding
Source: RefSeq, a predicted model, not a curated record